AGAUGACUGCAGCCAGAUCUUUCCUGACCCAGACUCCUCCAGCAGCAUUACCGCCUCCCUCCUCCCUCCUCCACCUCUCUAGUUCUUUUCUUUCUCAAUAUUGAUUAUUUGAUUUUAUUUUGUUCGCGUGAGCGUUUGCCUACCGUGUGUGGGCCUGGUACCCAUGGAAGCCAGAAGAGGGCGUUGGAUCCCCUAGAAGUGGAGUUACGGACCAUUGUGAGCUGCCAUAUGGGUGCUGGAGGCUGAGCCUGGGUGCUCUGCAAGAUCAGGGACUGGAUGGCUGGAAUCCCUUCACACGUCCUCAACAGCUCCCCAUCAGACCGGCAGAUUAACCAGCUGGCCCAGAAGCUUGGCCCCGAGUGGGAGCCCAUGGUGCUGUCUCUGGGGCUGUCCCAGACCGACAUCUACCGCUGCAAGGCCAACCAUCCCCACAACGUGCAGUCCCAGGUGGUGGAGGCGUUCGUCCGCUGGCGCCAGCGCUACGGGAAACAGGCCACCUUCCUGAGCUUGCACAAGAGCCUCCAGGCCGUGGAGGCAGAUCCCUCGCUGCUCCAGCACAUGCUGGAGUGAUCCUACCCCCCCCCCCCACCACCACUUGCUGGGGUGUGGGUCCCCAAGUCACACAGGCUGAACCGGACUUUCACUGGGCAAGUGGCUUUGUUCUGGGUGUUUUGUUUUGUUUUGUUUUUUUUUUUCUUUUCUUUUCAGUGAGCCUCAGCUGGAAGGGGAACACCUGGAUUCGACUGGCUCAAUAAUCCAACGGCUUUAAUUGCUUGAAGAUUGCAAUGUUGUAACUGCAGUUUUGAACUCCAUGGUUGCCCUUUUAACAGAGGUCCAGAAGAAAACAAACCAAAAAAAAAAAAAAAAAAAAAAAAAACCAUGCGACCACAUUGCAUGCAGGUGUCCUGCAUACAAAGCAUCUACUCUUCCGUUGCCUGGAAACUGGACUGUGGACUUAGCCCUUCAUAAUGAUGAUGAUAAUAAAAAGUGAAUUGUGUUGUAGAAUGCGCCUCAUUCGUGAGAAAGUCUACUCUGCCCGUGCUUCUCUUGCAUGGAUUGAGGGUGUAAAAUCGUGGGAGUGGAAUCAGUUUGAUAGCAGCUGUGAAGUAGUGGGGGAUAAGUAGCUCAGACAGGAUGUAUGGAUUAAGCAUGAGACACCCAAGCUCCCUGCAGAAGCCAGGAAGAGAACCGCAGCCCUUCACCUUAACGAUUGCAUAAGAAAUCUCUGUCCGUUUAUUAAAGGUAAUUGGGUCUGAGACAAAGGGGCCUCAUGUCUCCCUUGAUGCCCGAAUGGCUGAAGAUGUUGUGUUCCCGAGGCGGGUCAUGGGUUGUCCAGCCUUUCAUUGAGAACACAGUGUU
Molecule: messenger RNA, 1359 nt
Organism: Peromyscus eremicus (cactus mouse)
Lineage: Eukaryota; Metazoa; Chordata; Mammalia; Rodentia; Cricetidae
Gene: Cradd
Product: CASP2 and RIPK1 domain containing adaptor with death domain
Exons: 2
Coding region: 277-570 (97 amino acids)
Biological process (GO): signal transduction
Molecular function (GO): death domain binding
Source: RefSeq, a predicted model, not a curated record